AUGUUUAGUUCAGGGAGCGUUCUACCUGUGAAAAUUCAGCCUCCCCUGCUCAGGCCACUGGCGUACAGAGUUCUGUCAAGAAAAUAUGGUCUAUCGAUUAAGUCCGAUGGGUUAUCUGCUCUGGCAGAGUUUGUCGGCACUAACAUAGGCACCAAUUGGAGACAGGGGUCUGCUACGAUAAGAUUCCUCGAGCAAUUUGCGACGGUGUGGAAGCAACAGGAAAGAGGAUUGUUCAUCGACCAAGACGGGGUUAAAGAGGUGAUUCAGGAGAUGAAAGAGCGUGAAAAGGCUGAAUGGAGCCACGAACACCCUACCCAGCACGGCGAUGAUAUACUGAGGCAUAGUGGCGAUGACAGCGACGAUGACAUGCCCAUGGCAGCUGAUUCCUCUUUACAAAAUGCAUUAUUAUCUUCACCCAUUCGAGACCCCAUCAAUGAGAACAAGCACAACGUUUCUUCCAGGUUAGAGAAAUCUAAAAACCUGGACUGGAGAGACUAUUUCAAAGUUAUCAAUGCUUCGCAGCAACAAAGGUUCUCAUAUAAUCCCCGUAAAAUGCAGUUCAUUUUCGUUGCAAAUAAAAAGGAGAAUUUAUUGGGCAGCAGUACGGGGUUUCUACCUGAUAUUGCGGAUAAAGUACAGAUGUUCCUGACAAGAUAUUAUCUCACCAACGAUAGAGUCAUGAGAAACGAGAAUUUUCAAAACAGCGACAUGUUCAAUCCAUUGUCCUCUAUGGUGUCGUUACAAAACGAACUAUCCAAUGCUGGCCAAAAACAGCAAUUCAAUAGCAUGAAUAUCACGCCAAUCAAGAAUCUGCUAGGUAGAGAUGCUCAAAAUUUUUUAAUAUUGGGCCUCCUGAACAAGAACUUCAAGGGAAAUUGGUCAAUAGAAGAUCCUUCUGGCUCCGUAGAAAUCGACAUUUCACAAACUAUCCCCACGCAGGGCCAUUAUUAUGCACCAGGUUGCAUGGUCCUUGUAGAAGGUAUAUAUUACUCUGUGGGGAAUAAGUUUCACGUCACUUCUAUGACUUUACCUCCUGGUGAAAGAAGAGAAAUUACAUUGGAGACUAUGGGUAAUUUGGAUCUUCUAGGUAUACAUGGGCUUUCCAAUAACAACUUUAUUGCUCGUUUGGACAAAGACUUAAAAAUCAGAUUACAUCUAUUAGAAAAGGAAUUAACUGACCACAAAUUCAUAAUUCUCGGCGCUGAUUUAUUCUUGGAUGAUUUGAGAAUUAUGACCGCGUUGAGUAAAAUAUUACAAAAGUUGAAUGACGAUCCGCCAACAUUGUUGAUCUGGCAAGGUUCCUUUACUUCAAUCCCCGUUUUUGCUUCAAUGAGUAGUCGGAACGUGAGUAGUUCAACCCAGUAUAAGAACAACUUUGACGCUUUAGCUACGCUAUUGUCGCAAUAUGACAAUUUGACUGAAAGAACCACAAUGAUAUUCAUUCCGGGCCCUAAUGAUCUGUGGGGAUCAAUGAUCUCACUUGGGGCGAAUGGCAUAUUACCACAGGAUGCCAUUCCUAGUGUGUUUACCAAAAAAAUGAACAAAGUUUGCAAAAAUAUUAUUUGGAGUUCAAACCCAACAAGGAUAGCGUACUUAUCUCAAGAAAUAGUACUCUUCAGAGACGAUUUGACUGAAAGAUUCAAAAGACACCAUUUGGAAUUUGCAUUUAACGAAAAUGAAGAAUCGUAUACUGAAAGUGCUAAUACGACAACCAAAGAUACUGAUAUCGUUCCAAUCGAUGAAUUAGUAAAAAAUCCAGAUCAAUUACCACAAAAAGUUCAAGAAUCAAGAAAGCUCGUAAAAACUAUAUUAGAUCAGGGCCAUUUAUCACCCUUUGUUGAUUCUAUACGCCCAAUUUCAUGGGAUUUAGAUCAUACUUUAACACUCUGUCCCAUACCAUCAACAAUGAUUUUAUGUGACACAACGUCUGCACAAUUUGAUUUGACAUACAACGGCUGUAAAGUCAUUAACCCUGGAAGUUUUAUUCAUAAUAGGCGUGCGAGGUAUAUGGAGUAUAUUCCAUCCACAAAGAAAACUAUACAGGAGGAAAUAUAUUUCUAA
This is a messenger RNA of Saccharomyces eubayanus, 2061 nucleotides long. It is a transcript of the gene DPB2, whose product is annotated as DNA polymerase epsilon noncatalytic subunit. Gene Ontology annotation, molecular function: DNA binding. Gene Ontology annotation, cellular component: epsilon DNA polymerase complex. The coding region runs from base 1 to 2061 and encodes 686 amino acids. The record is from RefSeq and is a predicted model, not a curated record. Lineage: Eukaryota; Fungi; Ascomycota; Saccharomycetes; Saccharomycetales; Saccharomycetaceae. Gene Ontology annotation, biological process: error-prone translesion synthesis; DNA-templated DNA replication. The transcript has a single exon.